Messenger RNA from Elaeis guineensis (African oil palm), 4220 nucleotides. RefSeq lists its product as uncharacterized. NCBI's taxonomy places the organism in Eukaryota, Viridiplantae, Streptophyta, Magnoliopsida, Arecales, Arecaceae. The record is from RefSeq and is a predicted model, not a curated record.
GAACCGUUCGACACCAAUCGAACGGUUGAUCGAAAGACCGUCGGGUCCUCUGUUCGGCUCCCUUGGGAGAGGGGAAUCUCCGUGAGCGCGACGGCAGGUCUCCCCUGAUCUCUCUCUCGCUCUCGUACCUCUCUUUCUCCCCCUCCCUCGAAACCCUAGCGAGGGUUUUCGAGAUCCAGUCGAAUCUCCCACACUCGAUCUCAAAACCCUAGCUUUCUCAUCGCUUUUGGUGGCGGAGAAUGGAGGACUACCCCGAGGAGCUCCGAACCCCGCCUGUCUCCCUCGUCUCUCUCGUUGGGUGUCCGGAGCUCCACCACGCGAUCUCGGCCUUCCUCCACUCCGAGCAGCCUCCCAUCAACACCCUCGCGCUGCCGGAUUUCUCCAAGAUCUCUGUUUUGGCUUGGAAGCAGAAGGAUCCCCUUGCUUCCACCCCGCCGCCGGCGGGGAUCCUGAAGAGGGACUGGCUCUUGAAGCACCGGACCAAGAUUCCCGCCGUCGCCGCUGCCGUCUUUAGCUCGGAGCAAGUCACCGGUGACCCCGCGCAGUGGCUACAGCUCUGCACCGAUCUUGACAACCUAAAAGCUGUGCUUCGUGGAAGAAGUACGAAAUUGGUAGUUGUGCUCGUGCAGACAAGUGUUAAUGAUGAAGUGAGUGAAGACCUUAUAAUUGCACUGAGAAAGCGUGCAGAGAUCGAUUCCAAGCACCUGAUUGUAUUUGUUCAGAAUGAUGCAUCAGAAUUAAGAAUAUCACUCAACAGACUUGCGAGCAUAUUUGCUGAGUUGUGUAACACAUAUUAUAGAGAAGAAGGACGAAAAAUAAAAGUCCGUAUAGAGAAGAAGAGCUUUACUUCUAUUGAGUUGAAUAUCCGCUACUGCUUUAAGGCUGCUGUUUAUGCGGAAUUCAGAAGAGACUGGACAGAAGCAUUGAGAUUCUAUGAGGAUGGCUAUCGUGCUUUACGUGAGAUGAUUGGAACCUCAACCAGGUUGCCACCCAUCCAACGCCUAGUCGAGAUAAAAGCUGUGGCCGAGCAGUUGCACUUCAAAAUAUCAACCUUGUUACUCCAUGGCGGAAAAGUUGUAGAAGCAAUUACAUGGUUUAAUAAACACAUUGCAGCAUAUGAACGGCUAGUGGGGGAACCCGAAAUUGCUUUUCUUCACUGGGAAUGGUUCGGUAGGCAGUUCCUGGUUUUCGCAGAGUUGCUAGAGACAAGCUCAGCAGCUAUUCCAAGCACCCUUUCUCCUCGUUUUGGCACAUCAGAAAAUCCCUUGACUGAUUGGGAAUUCCAACCGGCAUACUACUAUCAGUUAGCGGCAAAUUACUUGAGGGAGAAGAGAUAUUGUUUGGAGUGCUCUACAUCCAUGCCAGAGUACUCUGAAUUAUCAAGUACAGUUGGUGGUGUCCCAGAAUCUGUGAUGCUCUCAGCAUAUGUUGGUCAAUAUGCCCGCUUGUUUGAGCAAGGAGAUACAAUCACAGAACUUCCUCUUUCUGAUUCAGAGUAUGUGAGCUAUGCUCGUAUGGAAGCACAGAGAUUUCAAGAUACGUAUGAGAUUAUUGCCCUGUUCAGAAAAGCGUAUGAAUCAUUUAGUGGCCUUAAAGCUCCAAGGAUAGCUUCUUACUGUAGCAACAGAAUGGCUAGGGAGUAUUUCAUAGCAAAGGACUUCAGUAAUGCAAAGCAGCUUUUUGAUGGUGUUGCCUGUCUUUAUCGGCAGGAGGGUUGGGUCACUUUGCUUUGGGAAAGCUUGGGUUAUUUACGGGAGUGUUCACGAGGACUUGGUUCAGCACAAGAUUUUGUUGAAUACUCUCUUGAAAUGGCUGCCUUGCCAAUAUUUUCUGAUGUUGGACUGGAAAAUUCAGAGAAUAAAAGGGAUUAUGGCCCUGCUGGUCCUGCUACCCUUUCAAUGAGACAGACAGUACAAGAGGAAGUUUUCAGUCUUCUUAAAGGAGAACAUGUGCCAGAAACAACUGAUGGCAGCUGCAUUCUCCACGUAGCAGAAGAUGAACCCAUUCGUGUUGAUAUUGAUCUUGUAAGCCCCCUCAGAGUGGCAUUUCUUGCGUCCGUUGCUUUUCAUGAUCAGUCUGUCAAGCCAGGUUCACCCACAAUGAUCACUGUCUCGCUCCUAUCACAACUGCCCUGUCCUAUUGAGGUUGAUCAGUUGGAAAUUCAAUUUAACCAGUCCACCUGUAAUUUCAUAGUUGUCAAUGCCCAGAAAUAUCCUUCAACAGAAAAGUUCCCAGAGGAUGAUCAGAGAAGCUUGGUGGAGACUGCUCCAUCACUUACAUUGUCAUCUAACAAGUGGCUUCGAUUGACAUCUGAAGUUAAAUCAGGACAGAGUGGAAAGCUUGAAUGCUUGUCAGUGUCAGCUAAAAUAGGCCAUUCUUUCAUGAUUUCUUGCCGAGCUGAAAGCCCUGCUUCAAUGGAAGACUUGCCACUUUGGAAAUUCGAGGAGUGGGUGGAGAGCUUUCCAACCAAGGACCCUGGACUGGCAUUCCAUGGCCAAAAAGUUAUCCAGGUUGAAGAGCCUGAACCUCAGGUUGAUCUCAUUCUGAGUACCAGUGGCCCUGCAUUAGUUGGAGAAAACUUCAUUGUUCUUGUCACAGUAGAAUCCAAGGGUCAUGAAGUUCAUUCUGGUGAGUUGAAGAUCAAUCUUGUGGAUGCAAGAGGUGGCGGCAUGUUGAUGAGUCCAAGAGAUGCAGAAUCAUUUUCUUCAGAUAGAAAGCAUGUUGAACUUCUCAACAUUUCUGGGAUACCUGAUGAAGUUGAAUCUCAAACAGAUUCUGACAAUGUCCGGAAAAUUCAGCAUUCCUUUGGAGUGGUCUCUGUUCCAGCUUUGGGUGUCGGAGAGUCAUGGUCCAGCAAACUAGAGAUUAAAUGGCACAGGCCAAAAUCAGUCAUGCUGUACGUUUCACUUGGCUACUACACAAAUUCCACGGUAGCAGCUUCCCAGAGAGUUAAUGUGCACAGGAGCUUGCAGAUUGAAGGCAAGAUCCCAAUCAUCAUUAGCCACCGUUUCAUGAUGCCAUUUCGCCAAGAACCCUUGCUGCUAUCCAAAGUCAAAGCGUUGCCUGGUGAUGAGCAUAGGGUGUCACUUGCUAUGAAUGAAACAAGCAUCCUCAUUGUGAGUGCUAGAAACUGCACUGAGGUGCCAUUGCAGUUACUAUCCAUGUCCAUUGAAAUGGAUGAUGAUGAUGACAGCCAAAAUUUUUGCUCUGUGCAACACAUUGGUGGAAUUUCGGAUGACCCUGUCCUUCUAGUUCCAGGUGAAGAAUUCAAAGGGGUCUUUUCAGUCACACCACAUGUUGAUACCCUAAAUCUUGAUGUGGGGACAGUCUGUAUAAAUUGGACAAGAGAUUCAAAACCUGGCAUUGGCAGUGAGCAGCAAGAUUCUAUUGUUGUCACAAAACAGAGGCUGCCUGAUGUGAAAUCAGAGAAGCCACCAAUAGUUGUGAAUCUAGAGUGCCCUGCUCAUGCUAUCCUAGGAGUCCCUUUCUCAUUCUGUGUAACGGUUAGAAAUCUGACAAGCUUACUUCAGGAAAUCAAGUACUCGCUUGGGGACUCUCAGAGCUUUGUGUUUUGUGGACCUCAUAAUGAUGCUGCCUUCAUUCUGCCCAAAGCUGAGCACCUAAUCAGCUACGAGCUUGUUCCAUUGAGUUCAGGUCCACAACAGCUGCCACGUAUCACCAUAACUUCUGUGAGGUAUUCGGCUGUGCUGAACCCAACAGCUGCAGCGGCAACUGUCUUUGUGUAUCCUUCUGAACCUAAGUUUAAUAUGGAAGAGAGCAAGCAAGAAACUGUUUCAUCUCAGUGAAAUCUUAUUUGGUUUGUGUAUCAUUUUGCUUUAGACAACAGCUUUGAUGCAGCUUGGGCUGGGAGGCUCAAUUUUUCCCUGUAAAGUGCGAAGGCAAUAUAGACUUCUGUCUUGAUAUCAAAAAUCAGCAUUGUUGCGUGGGAGAGCGCUUGUUGCAAAUACACCAGAAUUUGUUAUUCUUUGGGGUUUUGUCUGUUCGGAUUGGUUAUUAGAUCACUGUACUUUGUUUUGGUGACAGUCUGAUCACUGAUGACUUUUCUUUGGGGCUGAUGUCUCUCAGGGCUGCAUCAGAUCAAAAACAUAUAUACUCGUAAUUUCUUUUUACUUAUACAAAACCUCAGAGGAAAUGAAAUAGUUUCGCAGAUCUGCAUUUGAUUUUUGUUUGUCAGUCUCAGAUUGGUCAAUUUGAGGAUG